Molecule: messenger RNA, 906 nt
Organism: Schistocerca americana (American grasshopper)
Lineage: Eukaryota; Metazoa; Arthropoda; Insecta; Orthoptera; Acrididae
Exons: 3
Coding region: 1-906 (301 amino acids)
Molecular function (GO): nucleic acid binding; zinc ion binding
Source: RefSeq, a predicted model, not a curated record
AUGUCAGUGAAGGAGGCCCUAUGUAUUGUGUCAAAAGUGUUCGAAGGAAAUAAGAAGGAUUUAAGGGAAUUUAUCGAAAAUGUAGAUGCAGCUUUUGAAUUAGUAAAGCCAGAGGAACACGAAACGUUAUUGAAGUUUGUUAAAGCAAAGAUAACCGGUGAGGCCAGGUCGAGAUUACAGGUGCGUGAACGCACAGGUACGUGGCAAGAGGUGAAACGCGUUUUAGAAGAAAACUAUGCUAGUAAGCGUACUAUAGACUACUACGCAUGUAAAAUUUUCCAAGCCAGACAGGGACACAGGGAACCAAUAGCAGUGUGGGCAAGCAGAAUAGAUGAAAUGCAGAGAAAUUUUCGAGAGGCAGUAAACAGAGUUACGGCCAGAGAAAACGUGAAAGGUGCGAUAGAACUAGUUGAUUCCUUAGGAAGAGCGUGCUUUAUACAGGGUUUAAGUAAUGACACAAUACAAACAAUAGUGAGAAGCAGAGGCGAUGAAAUUACGUUGGCAGCAGCAGUGGAGUUGGCACUGCAGGAGGAGAGUGCGAUAUUGUCCAUGAGAGAGUGGGGACUAGCCCCGAGGGUAACGUACACUCGAAAUAAAGAAGCUGUAAAAAACGCGAGAGAAAGUAAAGAGUUGAAAUGUCUCAAUUGUGGGCUGAGAGGUCACAUAGCCAGCAAGUGUAGGAAAAGCAGGCCAGAGCAUAGAGUACGAGCCAUGACGGGAGAUCAAAGUUCAUGGGACAAAUGGGUGCCGUAUGCAAUUUUUGUGUUCAACACUACACCACACAGCAGCACAGGUUAUCCACCAUUCAAAUUAAUGUACGGAAGGAAGGUUAACAUACCAGGAGUACUGCAGCAAGAAACACCGCAGGUAUGGCACUCAAGUGGCAAGUGGUGCAACUCAGCAUAG